Messenger RNA from Trichomycterus rosablanca, 5001 nucleotides. RefSeq names its product kelch-like ECH-associated protein 1b (gene keap1b). NCBI's taxonomy places the organism in Eukaryota, Metazoa, Chordata, Actinopteri, Siluriformes, Trichomycteridae. Bases 857 to 2632 code for a protein of 591 amino acids. Gene Ontology annotation, molecular function: protein binding. The record is from RefSeq and is a predicted model, not a curated record. The transcript is spliced from 7 exons.
GCAGUGCUUAGUCAUGGUGAUGUACCGCUUUCUCCCUCUCAGUCUGAGCUCAGUUUGAACAUUUCUCUAACAUUACAGCUGUACUUUAUCAAUUCUCUGUCUUUAAAGAACUUUUGGAUUAGAAGAAUCUCCAGUCACCCUCCUUCCUAAAACCUUCAGCUCUGGAGUGAUCAGCUGUGGAACCAAAUAUCCUCUUCCACAUCUUUCACACACUGUGACCUGAAGAGUUGUACUCUUUCUUCUGGCUUGGGUUCAGCUCUUUCAAAAAUCCUUUAUGAGACGAUAAUAAUUUAACGAGCGCUUAUACAAGGCUUGUGAGUGAAAUGUUUUCAAUGAGGCUUUAAUCUUUUUGAUUAAGCUCGUCAUCUUUCAGAAAUGCAGUGACUUUGUUUACGCAGGAGUGUGCCACAGGGUUGCAUGCAGGCCCACUGCCAUUCCAGUUUCUCCAAAACUCAAUGUGCUGUUUCCAUGACAUUCAUUUUUACAACCUGGAGUCAAAUUGCCUCCCUCUAAAGUCAGUUCGUCUAAGGAUGUUGUGUACAGUUUAAGUUUCUUCUUGGUUAAUGAGCUUACACCUAAGAAAAGUAUGCUCAGUAUGUAAUCUGAUCACUUGAGUCAUCUAAUAAAGGAAGUCUUCUUUGAAGUCGUGAUGGAUUAUAAAGUGGUGGUGAUUCAGGAACUAAAGCUUAUGCCAGAUAGUAAAAAGAAAAGGUUACAUUGAGCAAAGCAUCAGAAAAAGGCGUACAGAAGGAAGAAGGAACAGUUGGGUAAUAUUCGAUCAUAGUCACGGUGCUUGCCGUUCAUUGUUGCGCUGGCGUGCAAGGAUGGAGGCACGGGGCAGCUGGCGUCGCUGAGUAUGUACGCGUCAUCGGGGAUGACGGAGUGCAAGGCCGAGGUUACUCCGUCAGCCCGUAAUGGCCACCGCGUGUUUAGCUACACGCUGGAGAGCCACACGGCGGCCGCGUUCGCCAUCAUGAACGAGCUUCGGCUCGAGCGGCAGCUCUGCGACGUCACGCUGCGCGUCAAGUACAACGACCUGGACGCAGUGGACUUUGUGGCUCACAAGGUUGUGCUGGCGUCCUCCUCCCCUGUCUUCCGUGCUAUGUUCACCAACGGCCUGAAGGAGUGCGGCAUGGAAGUGGUACCCAUCGAGGGGAUCCAUCCACGGGUAAUGGGCCGCUUGAUCGAGUUCGCUUACACGGCAAGCAUCACGGUCGGAGAAAAAUGCGUAAUUCACGUGAUGAAUGGUGCAGUGAUGUAUCAGAUCGACAGCGUGGUAAAGGCCUGCUGUGACUUCCUGGUGGAACAGCUGGACCCGAGCAACGCCAUCGGCAUCGCCAACUUUGCUGAGCAGAUUGGCUGCACCGAGCUGCACCAGAAAGCCAGAGAGUACAUCUACAUGAACUUCAGCCAGGUGGCGACGCAGGAGGAGUUCUUUAACCUUUCUCCCUGCCAGCUGGUAACACUGAUCAGCCGGGAUGAACUGAACGUGCGAUGCGAGUCUGAGGUUUUCCAUGCCUGUGUAGCGUGGGUUCAUUAUGAGCGUGACGAGCGAAAGCCCUACGUACAGGCGCUGCUGCAGGCCGUCCGCUGCCAUUCUCUCCCGCCUCACUUUCUGCAGCGCCAGCUUGAGCACUUUGAGUGGGACCCGCAGUGCAAGGACUACCUGUCGCAGAUCUUCCAGGACCUGACUCUGCACAAACCCACUAAGGCGGCGGCAGGGUGUCGGACGCCCAAAGUGCCGCGGCUCAUCUACACGGCGGGCGGUUACUUCCGCCAGUCUCUCUCGUACUUGGAGGCGUUUAAUCCAUGCACCGGUGCUUGGCUACGACUGGCAGACUUGCAGGUACCACGCAGCGGAUUGGCAGCUUGUGUCAUCAGUGGGCUGUUUUAUGCAGUGGGAGGGAGAAAUAACGCACCUGACGGCAACAUGGACUCCAACACGCUCGACUGCUAUAACCCUAUGAACAACUGCUGGCUCCCGUGUGCACCCAUGAGUGUACCACGUAACCGCAUUGGCAUCGGGGUAAUUGAUAACAUGAUCUAUGCUGUGGGAGGAUCACAUGGCUGCAUCCAUCAUAACAGCGUAGAGAGGUAUGACCCGGAUAGAGACACUUGGCAGUUGGUAGCCCCCAUGCUGACACGGCGAAUUGGAGUGGGUGUAGCUGUAAUCAACCGUCUUCUGUAUGCGGUGGGUGGAUUUGACGGUACAUUCCGGCUGAGCUCAGUGGAGUGUUACAACCCUGAAAAAGAUGAGUGGAGGAGCAUGGCACCUAUGAACACAGUCCGCAGUGGGGCAGGUGUGUGCACAAUGGGGAAUCAAAUCUAUGUGAUGGGCGGCUAUGACGGCACCAACCAGCUGAACACAGUGGAGCGCUAUGACGUGGAGUCGGAUAGCUGGACCUUCAUAUCGUCCAUGAAACACAGACGCAGUGCACUGGGCGUCACCACGCACCAAGGGCGCAUCUAUGCACUAGGUGGAUAUGAUGGAAACAAUUUUUUGGACAGCGUGGAAUGUUACGACCCAGAAACUGACACGUGGACCGAAGUCACGAAGAUGACCUCUGGGCGGAGUGGAGUCGGUGUAGCAGUUACUAUGGAACCUUGCCAAAAAGAUUGUCAGAAACUUUAGUGCCUCCUCUCUUCUCCCCUUUUUCUAUCCUUCCAUAGACCCACCCCUUAAUCAGUGCACAUCAGCUCUGGUGCUAAACGAACAAAAAUAAAUCAGCAAACGACAGGGUUCAUAUGGAGUCCAGAAGAAACUUUACAGUCUUAUACAAAAGUUUGGACACCCCUGGUCAUAUUCUAUACUGUGGUCAUUUUUUUCCUUACAGAAACCACAGUUUAAUAUAUCAUUUAUCUGUUAACUGUCUAUUUUAGUGCACAAUUUCUAUUUAUUCGGAAUAUUCAUUAAAUGUGCCAUAACUCCUGCACAGCCACAUGUAGUUUUUCUUAGUUUCAUUGUAGUGAAUUGUUGAGUUUAAUUGAAUUAUUUUUCUUAUAAAAUCAAUGAAACAUGAUCUUCAAACCAGGAGUGCCAACUUUUGCAGAAGAUUCUAUACACCUCGCUAGAUGGAAAGAAGUGUUUAUGGUAGGCAUUUAUCAGGAUCAAGUCAGCAGAUGCAUGUUGGCAGAGCUGGUUAUAUUUACAAUUGGGUUUAUGGUUCUGUACCAGGUUACAGAUGGCAGUAUGGACAAGGCUGAUGGUAACUCAACAUGAAUCAAAUUGAGUACUGACUGGCGCCCAGGUGGCGCAGCGGGAUAUUCCCCUCGCCACCUCGGUUCGAGGCUGGGUGUUGCCACCGGUCGGCUGGGCGCCAUCUGGCGGGCAUAAUUGGCAGUGCCUGCAGCAGAUACUGAUUGGCCACCAUAUCUGCAGGGUGGGGGCCGGACUAUGUAUGGGUGGGUGGGCGUUCAUAUUGACCCUGAUUGGUGAAAGAGACGCCUGUGCAAAAAGCAGGGGCAAGAAGAGGCGUGUACAGCAACGUGCUCUCCUCGAAUGCAAUCUGGUAUCUCUCAGCAGCGGAAGACAAAAUUGAGUGCACUAAAUCGGGAGGAAAAUGGGGAGAAAAUGCAUAAAAAAAUUAAAACAUUAUGUACUGACUGAACCUGGAUUAGGGCCGACAUGAAUGUUUUAUGGCUCAGGCACUAACCUACACACGCCUCCUUAAGUAACGGGGCAGAACAGCACCUCAGAUCACAGAUGUCAAUACUAAGUGCCAUUAUUAUACCUCACAACAAACAGUAUCACAGUGUGAAAAGAGUGGGUGGUAACUCUUACAGAAAUGGUUCAGCAAAAAAUCUAUUUUACCACAUUUUGUGGCAUACACCAAUGCUGUUGAUCAGCCAGUCAGUCUUGUAUCUGAGCUACAAGCUUGGGGUGAUACAGCAGGUAGCAUUGGUGCCAUACAGCUUCAUAAUCACCAUCUUAAUCAAAUCAUUUGAAGAAUCCUUUUAAGUGCAAUAAACUGUUAGAGUAAGAUUUUCUUUUAUUAGAUCUCCCCACAAUAACAUGGUCCAGAUUUAUCUAUAUUCUUAUUGUUAUUUUUAUAUUCAUCCAUUGCCCACUUGUAGUAGAAUAGAAGAAAUGCUCCAUCAUGUUGAUAACUAUUCAUGUGCAGUGGAUGCCCUAGAAGCAACAUGAUACCAGAAAUUAAUCUAUACACCCUUCCACUGUAUUAGCAAAUAGGCCUGUACCCUUACACACUGGAUGCACUGUAACCCUGACCAAGAUAAAACUUAGUGCUGCUAGGACGUAUCAUGCAGUAAACUUCUCUAAAAGCACCUGCACUCAUGUUUCUCAUACUCAAUCUGUUUAAUCCUUCAAUUUGUAACCCAUCUGUGUUUUAUUAAGGAUCAUUUAUCUUCGAGUUAAGUUGAAUUUUUUUCUGAACUAUUUCUUUAGUUCAAAUUUGUUUGGUUGUACAGAGCAAUCAAUGUUGUGAUUACUAGCCUGAAUUUCAAUGUUAGCCAAUCAAAUGACAAUAGUGUUUAGGGUCUGAUUCUGACCUAAGGAAAACAGUACCUGAAUUUUAAACGCACAAUACAGGAGGAGCAUGAGGCAGAGACGUCUUGAUGUUAUUGUGAUGGGAAUAUGGGACUGAUUUUAUAACGUUACACUAGCUAUGUGGCGUUACCCAACAGUCUCUUAUGCCAACAUCACAAUGUCAAAAUACUUAUAUAAUAAUGUAUUUGUAACAGCAUUUUAAGCUAUGUAUUUUUCAGAAGUUUGGAUAUUGCUUAGUCUUGUACAGGUUUUCUCUUUUAUUUAUUUUGGACUGUUUUGUCCCCGAGUUCUACUUUAGAAGAAGAGGACUGACCUCUUUUUGUAUUGCUAAUUAUUAGGCAUGUGACAUAUUUGAGAUAAGACCAUGCUGUGUGGUCUCAUCUUUCUCUAAAUCAGGCUGUUCAUUUCCAAACAAUUUUCUUCAAAUAUGUAUUAAGGUUGAGAUUUAAGACUGCUUUGUAAAUUUUACAGCAAACAAUGUAUUGUACAAGUUG